This is a messenger RNA of Arabis nemorensis, 585 nucleotides long. The record is from the annotation of a GenBank genome assembly. Lineage: Eukaryota; Viridiplantae; Streptophyta; Magnoliopsida; Brassicales; Brassicaceae.
AUGGCCUCCGACAUCUUCAAGGCUCAUGACGUGAACAUCUCUAAUCGCGGUUUUGCUCUGAUCGAUGAGUCUCUCUUCUUGGGAUCUUACAGUUUCCUCAACGCUCCUUAUGGGGAUUACUGGAAGUUCAUUGUCCAAAAGCUUUUUCGAGCGCAGGCAGUUGAGCUGGCACGAGUCGUCUGCGCAGAAGAGCUAGAGCGGUUUUAUGCAAACCUGCUAUAUAAAGCAAAGAAGAAGGAGAGCGUUGAGAUCCAUAAUGAAACGUUGAAGCUCUUCAUCAACAUAACUUGCAGAAUAAGCAUGGGGAGGAGGUGUUCAGAAGAGAACGGUGAAGCAGAGAGACUCAGGGACUUGAUUAAAAAGUGCUCUGCCUUAACAAAGAAGCUCUUCUUUGCAGACAUGUCGCGUAGGAAGCUUGGAAUCUCACUGUUUAAAAAGGAGAUAAUGGAAGUUUCGCACGAAUGUGAUGAGUUUCUGGAGAGACUUCUUGUGGAACAUGAAAAGAAACUGAAGGAGGAUCAAGAUAAGGACAUGAUAGAUUUCUUAUUAGACGUUUAUCGAGACAAAACGGCAAGAGUCAUUUAG